AAAUUCACUUACAUCUAGAAUUUUCUAGUAAUACUCGGGAGGGACUAAACGCACGCAUUGGCAAUAUUCCUCGUACAUAUAUAAACCCAAACAAAAUAGACUGAAAAUCGAAGAUGUUCAAGAAGGCGGUGGAAGCUAAGUCUCAACAGAGACUAUCCGGUGCCGACAGAAAGAAGCUCAAACGAACCGUUAAACAAAAAUUCCCAACAGCUUCUGAUUCUGACCUAGACACUUUACUUCCUCCUAAGGCAGAGAUAACAGUGGCCAAGUUUCAAACCAGAGUUCAUGUGUAUGCUGUGGAGGGAGGUUUUCCUGUGUUUUUCGACAUUGAUGGCCGCGGUUCGGAUAUUUUCCCAACAGUUUAUGCUCUCUGGAUGGUGCCUGAUUUGCUGCCAGCUUUCAUACUCAAGGGCGGCGAGGUUUCCCGGUAUGUUAUAGGUGGAGCUGACUUGAUGUUCCCUGGUAUACUUGUGCCUCCUGAAGGUCUUCCAUCAUUUGCGGCCGGGGAAACAUGGGCGGUUAAAGUACCCGAAAAUCCUGCUCCUAUUGCGGUUGGGAGUACCACAAUGAGCAGUGCCGAAGCAUUGAAAGCUGGAUUGCGUGGAAAGGCAUUGAGAAUAACUCAUUAUUAUCGUGAUUUGCUAUGGGAAUCGGUUGAAGGCCGUUAUGUGCCUAAUGCAGGGUUUUUGGAAGAUGUUGUGUUUGGCCAUCCUUCUUUAUUAUCGCCACCUUCUCAUGAUGGUGAUUUGACUGAGGCCGCAUGUGAGACAUCAAUUGACCAACAGGACAACACGAAAAGUGAUGAAGCGGAGGGAUCAUCGGAUGUAAAUGAAUUACCAUCUGACUCCAGCCAUGCAUUGACAACACCAAACAAUCAUGAAAUUACGGCAGAUGAAAUAACUGCUGGUGUGGUUGAUUUGAAGUUACCUGAUAAUGACUCUCCUAAUGAACCAAAUGACCAACAUACUUUAUCAACUUCAGAUGUAGAUUUGCUGUUAGAUAAGUGCCUUUUGCAAGCACUGCAUACAACAUUGAAGGAUAAUAAAGACCUUCCAAUUCCUGGAAGCACUCUAUGGUCAAACCAUGUAUUGCCAUGUAGGCCUUCAGGAAUAACUUUAGACAUCAAGAAGUCGUCUCACAAGAAGCUAUCUAAGUGGUUACAAGCAAAAGCUUCCUCUGGCUUGAUAUCAGUGAAAGAAGAUAAGCAUAAAAAAGAAGUCGUGCUAUUUUCAGUUAACCGAAAACAUGCUGAUUAUUCAUCCUUUAAGCCUGAAAAAAGGCCAGUGGAGAAACCUGACCAGUCCAGUGUCCAAUCUGUCAAUGAAACUCGUUCGUCCAAAACUCUUGAAGUAGCUGAAAUCUACAAGCCAAGCGUACAUGUCAAUCCCAUAUUUUCAUCUGUUGGAGCUGAUACAGGGAAACUUUAUACUGCUUCUGAAGCCACUGAUAUUGUCUUCGCAUAUGUUGAAAAAGAAAAUCUUGUGAAACCAACAAAUAAAUCCCUUGUGAUUCUAGAUGCAACGUUAUGUGAUGCACUGUUCAAGGGGGCUAUUAAAAAAGGAACUACUUAUCCUACUGAAAUUCACAAGAAAGAUAUAGGGCAAACAUUUGUGAACCGAAUGCAACCUCACCAUGUUGUGACAAGAGGGAAUGAAUCUGUAGUUCGUAAAGGUGCACUUAAAACAAUUCAAAUAAUGACAGAAAGACGGCAAGGCAACAAGAAGGUAACCAAACUAUCUGGUAUGGAAUCAUUUCUUAUAGAUGGUGAAGCAUUAGCAUCAGAACUUCAGAAGAAAUUUGCUUGCAGUACCACUGUUGGAGAACUACCAGGUAAGAAAGGGCAAGAGGUUCUGGUUCAAGGUGGAGUCAUUGACGACCUGGGGAGGCAUUUGGUGGAACAAUAUGGAGUUCCAAAGAGAUUUAUUGAAGUUCUUGAUAAAACCAAGAGAUGAGCUCUACAAUAAAAGUAGUUGUUUGAAAUACUUUGUGGCAAUGCUGGGAAUGCUUUGCUUGGAUUCAGGAAAUGUAAUGCAUUUUUGCACUUUUGGGUAUUUAUUUUAGUUUUAAGUUAAUACAGAAAGAGUAAACUCAGAAUUGGAAUGGACAAAGGUUCUUUCCAAUUCAAAUAUUUGACGUUUAUAAUUUAUAAGAUUAUUUCGAAAA
Messenger RNA from Trifolium pratense (red clover), 2163 nucleotides. RefSeq names its product eukaryotic translation initiation factor 2D. Gene Ontology annotation, molecular function: translation initiation factor activity. Gene Ontology annotation, biological process: translational initiation; formation of translation preinitiation complex. The coding region runs from base 114 to 1952 and encodes 612 amino acids. The record is from RefSeq and is a predicted model, not a curated record. The transcript has 9 exons. Lineage: Eukaryota; Viridiplantae; Streptophyta; Magnoliopsida; Fabales; Fabaceae.